Aricia agestis (brown argus) is the source of this 1379-nucleotide messenger RNA. RefSeq names its product FGFR1 oncogene partner 2 homolog. NCBI's taxonomy places the organism in Eukaryota, Metazoa, Arthropoda, Insecta, Lepidoptera, Lycaenidae. The transcript is spliced from 5 exons. Bases 131 to 760 code for a protein of 209 amino acids. The record is from RefSeq and is a predicted model, not a curated record.
GCGUUUCGUCGUAUUUAAACUAAACAGCUGAUGUGAAUUUUAACUUCUUGCUUGCAAUUUGUUUGAAAAAACAAUUAAGCGUUGUUUAAAUGAUUCAGAACCUAUCUGGUCUUAUUUUUUGGAGCUCAGGAUGUCACUGACGAUACAACAAAUUAUAUUAGACGCUAAAAGACUCGCUGGACGUCUUAAAGAGAGAGACUCGGAGGCAGAUGCACUUUUAACUGAAACUCAGUCAGCAUACAGACAGAUCCACACUAUGAAACAGUAUAAGGAAGAUAUUGACACACUUAACGAAGCGGCUCGUGAGAGACCUAGGGGAGAGCUUAUUGCCAGUAUCGAGAGGGAGUCUCGGCUGAUGAGGGAUGUACAACGAGAGAAUAAUGAAUUGAGAGCUGCCUUGGAAGAUCAUAGGAAGGCUCUUGAGCUCAUAAUGUCAAAAUAUCGCCAACAUACAGAAAAGAAGAUAUGGGAGUCUAGGAUAGACUUCACCGCUGCCAUUAAUGAAAAGCAAAAUGAAUUGAUCCGCCAGCAAGCUGAGAGGAUAAAUGAAAUGACAAGCGUCAUGUACAAGGCCAUUAACAUGGAUGAAAAUGGAGAUGCUAGGAGGAAAGAGGAAGAAAUUUACCAAAGACUUUUAGUGGAGAACAAGGGUCUUCGGGAGAUGUUAGAUCUGUCAAGACGGUAUGGCUCGGAUCGUAUCGCACCACCAACUGCGGACAAGGAUGUGCAGACAGAUGGGCCACCGUUGGGAGGCGCGUGACGGAGCGCAGCCGACACCUGCCGCCUGUGAGCGCACACACACACACAUCGAGUCUCCAAACACAUGUAAAGCGUUGCCGUACCCACUGUGAGCGUGUGUCUACAAGCUUUUGUAUCGUUGCUCCGUACGAACCUCUUGACUGUGUACAUGUGAUUGCAAGAAUAAUGUAGGUGCCUACAAUCUUGGAAUGUCAUCGCUGUAUAAAUUGCGUAUGCCGUUUUUUGGAUACUUUAUCUUUCUUACCCUGAGAUUUUUGAUGUAAGAACUGUCUAAAUGUCCCUAUUUGAUGUUAAAUAUAAAAUGAUUUAAAUUUUAUAGUGCCCCAGUUAAAGAUAUUUGUUGUUAUAUGCGUUUUCAAUGUGUACAUUAUUAGUAUGUCUCACAAUAGAUGUUAUGGACAUAAAAUGGUCAAUAAGUUCACUAAUUAAUAUUAUCUUGUGUAACAAAACUUUGGUUUGGUUUUUCAUUUACUCACGAAAAAUAAAACAGUCGAGUUUUUGUUGAAAAAUAAUUAGGGAAACAAAGAAACCCAAUUAAACACACACAUUCAGGCUCAAAAUAUAUUGACCUAUUAUAAUGGCCUGUUUCACCGCUUCCUGAUAGGUGCCCGAUAGGGUUA